AUGAGCACAGCCCUUCGUUCAACUCAAGCCGCCAACGACGUCCUUAAAUUCCUUCGAAAGGAGUCCCGAGACCUCGCCGAACACAUUCGACGAUUCGGUCCUCUUCCGUCCACCAGCAAGGAAGGCGUCCAGCACCUCCCAAACCCUUUUAUUCCGCGAUUAAACCCUAAGACCAAGCGAUGGGCAGACCCUAAAUACUCUCUCCGUCGACAGGCCGAGCUCGUGAAGAAGGCCAAGGCGGCUGGUCUUCUCCACAUGCUUCCUCCAGGCCCGAAGACUCCUCUCCUCGACCCGGCAAACCCAACUGUGCAAAAGUACAACCCAAACUUUGCUGCUGUCGCUGCGGAAGCGUUCCAGAAGCAGUCCACAGAAGAGAAGAAGUGGCGACAACCUGUUCUCCCGGCUGUACGAGCGGACCCAAGCUGGACGUCACAUCCGGAAACUCCGGAGACGAACGAGCUGCAGCCGGUGCAUUGGGAGGGUAAGGUCGACUUGCACAUGAAGCCUGGUGCCGAUAUUGGUAUCAAGCUUUAUGCUGGCAAGAAGAGGAUGUUCAAGGGCCAUGCCUACGAGCGUCUCAAAGUCAAGCGGGAGGCCCGUACCCAGCUCGCCCUUGCGACCAUGGACAAGAGGAUCGCUGCCUACAAAAACUACUACAAGAAGAGGCGUCCCAACCCUCUCAAGCCGCCGAAGAGCACGACCAAGAUGCCCAAGCUACCAUUCUAA
Coprinopsis cinerea okayama7#130 is the source of this 726-nucleotide messenger RNA. RefSeq lists its product as hypothetical. NCBI's taxonomy places the organism in Eukaryota, Fungi, Basidiomycota, Agaricomycetes, Agaricales, Psathyrellaceae. Bases 1 to 726 code for a protein of 241 amino acids. The transcript is spliced from 2 exons. Gene Ontology annotation, molecular function: structural constituent of ribosome. Gene Ontology annotation, cellular component: mitochondrial large ribosomal subunit. The record is from RefSeq and is a predicted model, not a curated record.